AUGUCCUCCGAUAAGCGAACUUUAAGCCAACAAGCCCUCUAUGAGGUGGGAAUGCCCAUCCGACGCUCCGUCCUCAGCGAUGCAUAUGUCGACAACGCCCUGGCCAAGGGCAGCACCGAGUUCGCCAAGGCAAUGCAAGAGUUCACGACCGCCUACUGCUGGGGUGCAGUAUGGGGACGUCCGGGUCUUGAACGGAAACAGCGCUCCCUGAUCAACUUGAGCAUGCUGGCUGCCACAGGGAAGGUCCACGAACUCGCUGUGCAUACCCGCGGCGCUGUGAACAAUGGGCUUUCGGCCACAGAGAUUCGGGAGGUCCUGGUUCAAGUCUGCAUCUACAUGGGUGUUCCGGCAGGUAUGGAAGCCUUUAAAGCAGUGGAGAAGGUGUUGAUUGAUAUGGCGGCGGAAGGAAUUGAGGUCAAGCCUUAA
Messenger RNA from Aspergillus tanneri, 426 nucleotides. RefSeq lists its product as uncharacterized. Bases 1 to 426 code for a protein of 141 amino acids. The record is from RefSeq and is a predicted model, not a curated record. Gene Ontology annotation, molecular function: peroxiredoxin activity. The transcript has a single exon. NCBI's taxonomy places the organism in Eukaryota, Fungi, Ascomycota, Eurotiomycetes, Eurotiales, Aspergillaceae.